Messenger RNA from Nanorana parkeri, 2756 nucleotides. RefSeq names its product MLX interacting protein like (gene MLXIPL). The transcript has 17 exons. The record is from RefSeq and is a predicted model, not a curated record. Lineage: Eukaryota; Metazoa; Chordata; Amphibia; Anura; Dicroglossidae. Gene Ontology annotation, biological process: regulation of transcription by RNA polymerase II. Gene Ontology annotation, cellular component: nucleus. Gene Ontology annotation, molecular function: RNA polymerase II cis-regulatory region sequence-specific DNA binding; DNA-binding transcription factor activity, RNA polymerase II-specific; protein dimerization activity. Bases 79 to 2511 code for a protein of 810 amino acids.
GGUGUUUACCUGCAAUGGGCGUGGCUUCGCGGCCCGGUUGUCCCCCCUAGCUGUCAUUUCCUCGGGUGUGCGGACAACAUGGCAGGCUGCGGCUCUGGACAGCUCCCGGGGGCCACACCGGACUCCGACUCAGACUCGGAUAAUGAGGGGCUCCGACCCCUGCUGCAGGUCAUCCACAGCGGGCACUUUAUGGUCUCCUCGCCCCAUAAUGACGAUAGACAUCGGAGGAAAGAAGCAGAGAGCCCGGGCAAUGUCCCAGCGAGCAGCAUUGACCCCACGCUGACCCGAUUAUUCGAGUGUAUGAGCCUGGCAUACAGUGGCAAAUUGGUGUCUCCAAAAUGGAAGAAUUUCAAGGGCUUAAGACUACUGUGGAGAGAUAAGAUCCGUCUGAACAAUGCUAUCUGGAGAGCGUGGUACUUGCAAUAUGUGGAGAAAAGGAAAACACCUGUUUGUGGCUUUGUAACACCUUUGGAUGGAUCAGAAGGAGAUGAUCACCGUAAACCAGAGGCUGUGGUACUGGAGGGAAACUACUGGAAGAGAAGAAUAGAAGUAGUCAUGAAAGAAUAUAACAAGUGGAGGAUUUAUUACAAGAAACGGCUUAAUAAACAUCAUCAGGAUGGAAAGCGCUUUCAAGAAAAAAAGGUUGCCCCCUCCUGGAGAUGUAGUGAAAUGUUUGCCGCAUGCUCUCGAAUAGAAGAAGCUCGGGGGAAGGAAGAUGAUAUGCUGUUUUAUUUGGACUGCUUCUUGACUGAUACUUCUGACACUUUGUUCACCACAACUCAUGGUCAACCCUUUGCUUAUCAAUAUCCAGAUUUUGAUUAUGUUGGGAAUGCAGAUAUGAUACAGCCAGAGCUUGCAACAUUACAGCCUAAUCUGGAUGACUUCAUGGACAUAUCAGAUUUUUUUGGCACGCCGCGUCCUCUUCCUUCUCAGCAGCCUCCUGUAUGUUUCCAGGAACCCCCGUUUUAUAACAGCUUCAAUGAGGGAAUGAACAGCCAACCGCAUUCUGCCAUUGUUUGUAACAGAGCCUUACAGCCCUCCACCUCUUAUAUUCCUCGAUCAGAUCAUUGCUUUCUGAAUACUCCCCUGUCAUCUAAUUAUAACAGUUCUGCAGUAACAUGCUCACUGUCCAACCCUGAGGCCAAACCACUGUCCCAUUAUCCAGAGCCAGACGAUAGAUACACCACUGACUCUUACCCACCUCCUGCAUCUGUCCCCUUGCAAUGUAUCUCCUCAAAUCUUCCGGUGCAAGAUCAGGAUCUGCUGUUUCCACACGUAUCCUGCCCUAAACCUCCAUAUUCUACUGUGACCACUGAAAACACCAUCUUAAAUCAAGCCGCCCCUCCAACUAUACAUGCAGAUGUCUACCCGCUAUACAAUGAGCCUUCAACACAGAUAGAGACCCCCCAUGUGUUCCCCAUGCCAAAAGAUUGUGCAAGAGUUUCAGUCACCAAACCUAGGAGGCAUUCAGCUGAAGGAGCCACAAGAUCUCUCUGUAGUAUCAGUCAACCCUGCAUUUCAGCUUCCAAACCAGACUCAUCUGCACAACUCCUCCCAUCUUGUGGGCCUAAUGGACUAAGUAACACGACAGGCAGUAGGUCAGAAGCUAUGUCUUUUCCUGGCAUUUCUGUGCAAUCCAUUUCAUCUCCCCCCACACAAAGUGGCCUUGGUUUUCCCUCUCCUCCUCCUGCAAUAUUCCUCAGUCCUGUUUUAUGUAGUCCAAGCAACAGUACAGUGUCUGAAACCACAAACAUGACAGGUCCUCCUCUGCUUCCAAAAACUGAAAGACUUUCUCCAUCAUCAGUCUGCAGUGAUGAUCGCAAAGACACGCUGACUGUGCCCUGUGCCCAAAAUUCUCAUACCUGGAAUAAAAGUAACAGCAAAAAGGUUGAAAGCAGACGCAUAACACAUAUCUCUGCCGAACAGAAGAGACGCUGCAAUAUUAAAAUUGGGUUUGACACUCUGCACAGUCUGGUGACAAGUCUGCAUGGACAGCACAGCAACAAGCUUAGUAAGGCGACCACCUUGCACAAGACAGCAGAAUACAUCUGUAAGCUGCAGCAGGAGAGAGCCCAGCUACAGGAAGAAGCCCAACGUCUACGCCACCAAGUACAGGAGCUAAGUGAUAGCAUCAAUCUGUGCCAGCAGCAGCUGCCAGCCUCAGGAGUCCCUGUCACACACCAGCAUUUCCAGCAUAUGCGACAAAUGUUCCAGAAUUAUGUCCAGAGCAGGACGCUGCAGAAUUGGAAGUUUUGGCUGUUUAGCCUCCUUAUCCGUCCAUUGUUUGACUCCUUUAAUCGUAUGGUGUCCACAUCGAGUAUGACUGAUCUCAGGGAGACAGCUAUGGACUGGCUGGACCAACACUGCUCCCUGCCUGCCCUGAGGCCUACGGUAUUGAGCUCUUUGUGCCAGCUCAGCACCUCAACAUCCAUACUGACUGACCCAUCCUUGAUGCCAGAGCAAGCAGUGCAAGCAGUCACCCGAGGAGAGAGCGGAGAUAACUUCUACUAGGGCAGCCAUCCAGACAGGAUAUAUACUGCUGCGGCCUUAAUAGAGAACUCUGACAUAUUCCUGAGAAGUGCCUGACAUCUGAAAAUGCAAUCUGAGCUCUGUGAGCCAGUGUUUCAUGUUCCCUCUUCUUUAUACACCCAGUGUUACCAUUGUUUCGGAUUUUUAUGUCUUCUGUAUUUUCUGUCCAUUUUAUUGUGGAACUGUGUGUUCUUUGUAAACCUCACUUAAACAUUGACAGUGUAUUA